Molecule: messenger RNA, 3898 nt
Organism: Sebastes umbrosus (honeycomb rockfish)
Lineage: Eukaryota; Metazoa; Chordata; Actinopteri; Perciformes; Sebastidae
Gene: cnr2
Product: cannabinoid receptor 2
Exons: 4
Coding region: 266-1399 (377 amino acids)
Biological process (GO): cannabinoid signaling pathway
Cellular component (GO): membrane
Molecular function (GO): cannabinoid receptor activity
Source: RefSeq, a predicted model, not a curated record
UUGGGCUCGUUUAUCUGCCUCUCUGUGUGUGACUCUCUCUCCCGCCCUCUCUCUCCCCCGUGUCAUCACAGUCACCCUCCUUAUCUUCUCCCUUCACUCAUGCACUUUGCCAUCAGUCAGGUCUGCAGGUCUGUACGGUCAUGCCGUGGUUGUGCUGCUGCUGCUGCUGAGAGACCUAAUUCAGACCCUCUGAAAGAGGAAAAGAACAAGGAAAACACGCAAAAGAGAGAACAAAAGCACUGACCCAUAGAGUUGAACAGUUGAAAUGGAGGUCACAACUUCUUUAGGACCCGCAGAAGCCAAAGAGAACUCUUCAUCACCAAUAGGUAACGGGUCCUGUGAGAAACUGGAAUGCUACAUGGUCCUCGACGACGCCGAGAAGAAAGCCAUCGGCUCCAUCUGUUUCCUGGCAGGUCCUGUCACGCUGCUGGAAAACGCUCUUGUGUUGGGAGUGAUCGUUGCCACGGCAUCCCUGCGGCAGCGGCCUUCGUAUCUGUUCAUUGCCAGCCUCGCUUUGGCUGACGUCUUUGCCAGCUGCUUCUUCACCACCAGCUUCCUGAACUUCCACCUCUUUCCGCAGGGGGAAGGCCCCACUGCCUACCUCUUCAAAUUAGGUGGUGUCACCAUGGCCUUCACCAGCUCAGUGGGGAGUCUACUGCUGACCGCUCUGGACCGCUACCUUUGCAUCCACCAGGCCUUCAGCUAUAAGGUGCUGCUGACCCGCCGGCGAGCCCUGCUGAGCCUGCUGGUCCUCUGGAGCGCCACCAUAUUCAUCUCCUUCUUGCCUCUGAUGGGCUGGAGGUGUCCCACGGGGCUUACUCCACCCUGCUCAAGCCUAUUUCCCUACAUCAAUACGAGCUAUCUGGCCUGCUGGACCAGCUUCAUACUGGUGAUUCUGGCUCUCAUUUUGUGGGCUUACGCUCUCAUCCUGUGGAAAGCACACCGCCACGAGUCCUCCAUGACCAGCUUCCAGGGAGCAGCAGGGACAGGCCAGGCCCGCAUGAGGAUGGAUAUCCGUCUGGCGCGCACCUUUGGCCUGAUCGUACUCAUACUAGUGGGCUGUUGGCUUCCUGCACUCUCCUUCAUGUUAGCUGAUGUCUCGGUGCGACUGAGCCGCACCCAACAGAGAGCGUUCGCCUUUUGCAGCACUCUCUGCCUGGUCAACUCUUCGGUCAACCCACUGCUGUAUGCACUGCGCUGUCGAGAGCUGAGAGUAGCUCUGCUGCACUUGCUACAACGGCUGUGUGAGAUUGGGAGGUGUAAAAAAUUUACCCCAGGAUUACCCUCCACAGAAGACAUCAACUGUACUGUCAUCACUGAGGAUGAUAUACUCAGGACCAGAACCACCCGACUCAACUCAAUCUCAGAAGGGGUCAACAAUCCGAAUACCAGAAAAUGAGUUGAAAUGAAGCAGUAUUUGUACAGAUCGAUAAGUGUCUGGUAGCGUUCUUGGGAUGUAAAAACAGACAAAUUUCACUGUAGAUUAAGAAUCAACUCAAUACAUAUGAGCAGGAUUCAUUCCCAUCAACUUAUUAGAGCUGGCAAAUACUUUAAGGCUAAAAGCUAUUAAACAAUAACUCAAUACAUAGCAAGAUUUAAAAAUAAGAUUCCAGAAAAUAUUAGCUUCAAAGUUCUUUGCAAUAGCUAAAUCCAAUACUAUUUCUAGCAUUAGGGGAAAUUGAAUAUAGCUAUUAUUGCUGCCAAUUUGAGCAUGUACAAUCUGCAGCUAUUGUAUGGCCUAUUUAAACCCAUUAAUAUAUUAAAUUAACAUUUAUUUGUUAUCUGAUAGGAUUUAAACAAAAGAUCCUUUAACACAUUGGUGACAAUCUAGCCUGUUGGCUGGACUCCUGAGAAGACAAAUGGCAUCCCAGCAGCAGGCACAUCAUGGCAGGCUGCUAAUUAGGAGCUGCCUGGGUAAUGUUCCUUGGCUUUAGUGCCACAAUUGUCUUGCAUUGAGGGGUGGGGGGGUUACCAUUAUGCACCACAGCCAUUUCUAUUCCUCUUCAGGCCUGGAAGGCAUUGUUCAUUUCCUUUUAUGUCUGUCAUCUACUCUCCCUUUGACUUGAAAAGCUCCGCUGUGAGCAUUGGACUGGGUGUGUGGGGCACACUAGUAGACACAAGAUAAUUACCUAGAUGUAUGCACUGCGAUCCAGUGAGGCUUAUUGCAUGUGCCAGUCACUCAGAUUGGGCAGCAUGGUAGCAGUGAGGUCCUAAUCCUUACGCUUUUUGAAUUUUAAUUUAAAAAAUUGCUGGACGUCCUUGAAUUUAUUUGACCACUUCAUUGCUGUGAAAUGUGAGAGGAUUACAAGAUGGAGACAGCUGUACUACCCGUGCUAAGCCAGGCUAUUAGCUCCUAGAUUGUCAUUAUGUACUCCCCAGUGAUUGGAAAUCCAUCGCCUAUAGCACAGCAUAUUAUAAAGAGCAGGGUUACUUACUCAUGGUGCUAGCUAGCCCUCCUGUUGCUAUGAAGUGUACCGUCUUCCAUCUUGCCUCUAAGUAGUGACAGUGAGGAAAUCUGAAAUGCACGGAUGCAUUCCUCACAACCAGUUUUUAUUGGCAAGGAAGGGCUUGGAGAAGAUGUGAUGUGAUUUAAGAGUGAUCAAUCCUUCAUAUUUAAUCACUAGCUGUGUGUUGAGCCACUUAACCUCCGUUAAAUGGUGGUUAAAUCUCCUUAUUUGUUCUCUUUUUUUAAUGUCCUAGAUUGUCUGCUUCUUCCCAUAACAUAGUCAACUAAGGCUGGGGCAAAUGAUGUGUUAUCCCUCUAUAGUUCUGUGCUUCUUGACCUACAGUAGUCACGCUAUUUUAGUUGACAUUCAAUGGACAAUUUACCUGCAGAGGAGGUGAAUACUUUACCUGAAAAAUGAAAGUGAAUUGUAAGCUAUUAAUGAAGAUUAUUUUUCAUUAAAACAAUAAACUAACAUGAGCCAACGCUCCCGAUUUUGCACAAUGUGCCUACUGCGUCAUUCAUUAAGACAAAGUCAUGGUCUCUCGGCUGUUCCUGUUUUUGCACUGUAAGAAAAAAUGUGCUUCAUGGUUCACAUUAUUGCAAGAUGACGCUGGGGGGCGGUGCACACACCACUCAUAGAAACAGCCAGGGAGGGUUUGCUGAGAGCAUCAACACACACACAUACACAGAUGUAGGUGAUGAUGGAGAUGGUGUCACAGCUGGCUUCCUGUGAAAUGCAUGUGUUUCUGCUUCUGGUGCACUGUGUGAUUCUCAUUCUGGUGUGCAAAAGAUUUAUAGUGAUUGAGAGUAGUUUUGUUUCUGUGAAGGUAGAGGGCAGUUCCUGGCAGUUGCAGAUGCCUGGGGGUGAAGACAUGUUUUCAUGCCUCUGUUAUUGCUCACUCCAUUUAUGCAAUCUGACUUGCUUAUUAUGGUUCCCUUGCAGAGUAGUAUUCAUAGUGGCGCUACAGUAUGUUUAUGCUAGUACAAAAAAUUAAUCAUUUCUCCCAGGUUGUCUGUUCUGAUGUUGCUUAUUUAGCCUGAACUUAAUGUUUAGCCUGAACAUUAUGUUAAGAAUCCAACAGGCCUCUUGUGUGUUCCACUUCUUCAGAGUUCGUCUGCCUUGCUGAAAUACAGCACCGCAGCAGAAAGGGUGAAGUAAUGUAGAUUUGUCUGCUGCAGACAUGAGGUCCAGAUACCAGGUAUCAUACUCACCUUCACCCAGAAAGAGGCCCCUCAUGGGACUGGUGCCGCAAGCCUGCCUUUCUGCUGUGGUUUGCCAAGUGAAAGCAGUUUUGUAUUUAGCGAAAGGUCAGCUGUCAUCCCUCCCACCCGCCUCUACCCACACAGGCUUUCCAGCUAGUCAGGUUUGCUUGUGGUGAGCGACACUGUGUGUGUGUGUGCAGGCGAGACAUGGGGAUCUGACUCUGCCAAGGUAUCUUUAGGUAAUUAUUU